Molecule: messenger RNA, 1202 nt
Organism: Chenopodium quinoa (quinoa)
Lineage: Eukaryota; Viridiplantae; Streptophyta; Magnoliopsida; Caryophyllales; Amaranthaceae
Product: ABC transporter F family member 2-like
Exons: 2
Coding region: 340-642 (100 amino acids)
Source: RefSeq, a predicted model, not a curated record
UAUCUAUAAUGAAUCAAAAAUUGCUACAAUUGGUCCCAAUGGGUGUGGGAAAAGCACUUUGUUAAAAUAAAUUAUGGGUUUGGAGAAAUCUACUGCUGGUGAAGUUUAUAUUAGGGGAGCAAAAUGUCAUCCCAAAUUAUUUUGAGCAGAAUCAGGUAUAUUACCACUACCAGGACCUAGUUUAAGAAUUCCUUUCUUGUGCAUUUAGGUUUUUAUCCUUUUAGCACUAUAAAAGAUAUGCUUGAUAGGAAGGUCUCCUUUCUGAGUGGUGGAGAGAAGGUAGUAUUGUCAAAAUACUAAUCCUCAGCUCUGCCUGAGUGUUUUACUCAAUCUCUUCCAAUGUCAUUGGAAGGCUUACCACAUCAUUUUCUGCUUCUUCAGACUCGCUUGGCGUUCUGUAAAUUCAUGGUGAAAAAGUCAACUUUACUGGUUCUCAAUGAACCUACCAAUCACUUGGAUAUACCUACAAAGGAGAUGCUUGAGGAAGCUAUACAAGAGUAUGAAGGUACUGUCAUUACAGUUUCCCAUGAUCGGUAUCUUGUUCAUCAAAUAGUUAACAGAGUGAUUGAGGUGAAGGACGGAAAUCUACAAGAUUAUGUUGGGGACUACAAUGUAAGUCUUGAAUUGCUUCACUUUAUAUGAUUCUGGUUCUUUUUAUUUGGCUUCAAUUUUGGUUUGUUUUGUGUUGUUCAUUUCUUUUGUUGUGGGAAAUAUUCCUGGGCUCAUUUUAGUCAAGUCAGAGCUAUAGGAUGUGUUUGACAGGUGAAUUAUCUACGGAAUUUGCUUUCCUUUCCUAAUAUUAUAUACUGGAUACUCCUACUUUUACCCAGAUAACUAAAUUUUUAUAGACAAAAGAAACUAUUCCAAUUGGUCUCCUCGAAAUGUCUUUUGAGUUUUUCUACCGGUUAAAAUACAAAUGCACUUUGCUAUAGUUAUACAAACUGAUCACUUUGACAUGUGGACCCUGUUUGGGUUUGAUACACCUGAUCUUUUGGUUAGUGCCAAUUUCUGCUGUGCUAAAUGUAUAAAUUUGCUGGUAAUGUAUUGUAUUAUCUUGUUGUGUAUACAUUUUGCAUGAAAAUAUUGGCAUUUUUCUCUGAACUCAUAAUCUCUCAUAACCUCUCUAUGGACUCUCUCAGAAUAAUGCGUGUUAUGCUAACUAUUGUUGUCUGGUGUACAUCUAUAGCUGCAUUAGCCUGCAU